Molecule: messenger RNA, 1257 nt
Organism: Didymodactylos carnosus
Lineage: Eukaryota; Metazoa; Rotifera; Eurotatoria; Philodinida; Philodinidae
Source: the annotation of a GenBank genome assembly
AUGCCGUCAUAUGCAGUUAGCAAACCCCAACUGGAACACUUUCGUACAAUUAUUAUGAGAAACGAAUUGAAAAAAUUAGGCGAGGAUGAUGCGGAAGAAGCAGCUCUCAAAACGAUUGCAAAUAAGAAGCAUCAAGAAGAUCUGGAAGCGGAAGAGCAUCGUCAGCGAUAUAUUCAAGAAUGCGCCGAAUUGGAAAAGGCAAAUACAGCUCGUUUGAAGUCAUCAGAAAUGUCAGACGAAGAUGAAUUGACAUUGGCAGAGUUGAAGUUUAAACGUGAAACAUCCCAAAAACCGAUGGAAAAGGUACUUAGUUAUGACACCUACAUGAACAAAGACAAUCGAAUGGUUUUAAUAGUACCAGACGCAGUAACUACUAUUACAACAGAAGACCGAAACGGAUUACAAACUACUACUUUUUUUCAAGUCAGCCGUUAUCAUCAAAUUAGGAAAUUUCAUACGACUCAUCAGGCACCAAAUUAUCAAGACCAUGAUUUUCCUAGUAGGAGGAAGAUAACACCAGCUGUUUAUAUGGAGAUUCGACAUAAUUUGCGUUCACAGAGUCAUGAUCGACAUAAACGCGCCAAACCGUUCUACAAAAAAAGUCAUUCACAGCCUUGUUCUGAAUCACUUUUGCCAGAUAGUCGAAAUAUAAUUAUAAAAAAUGAUUCAGCAGCGAAUAUUUAUAAUUUUGGUUUAUUAUGGGAAGAUAUGAAUUUUGACGUAAUAAUUAUAAAUCACUAUUCCGCCAGAGCUAGUCGUUUUAAUCCUGUUGAACGUGCAAUGGCUACUCUUUCUAAAAAAUUAACAGGAGUAGUUUUAAAAUCAGAGUUAACCACUAAUUUAUCACAAAAAUCGAAUCAGGAUGCUGCCAAUGUUGAAUUAAUACGAUACUGGAAUGGGCAUAGUUACAACACACCGUUUAAAAUAUAUUGCAAGCCAGUCCUAUCUGUUGAUACAUUUAUGUUCAACGGUCAUCAGGAGCGACUUAUAUUGUUGAAAAACACACGUACAACAUCAAUAGAAUCUCAUGUUUCAUGUCGUUUACAAUUUUUUAUGAGACAUUGUGUUCGAACAAAAUAUUUAUUGCUUUUUAUGAAACGCAAAGAUGAGUAUUGUAUGCGUUGUGCAGAUAGGCCAGUUACGGCUAAAAAAACUGUCUCUUUACUACAUCUCGCAGGCAGUCGUUUUCCAGUUCCAAAACUUAGUUUGAUGAAUAAUACCAUUAUGAAACUUUCCUUCAGCGGUGUCAUUCACUAA